UUACUUUUUGACUUUUGUUCUUCAACGGUUACAAAAUAGUCUCCUUUUGAUACAAAACGCAGAGACCAUUUUCUUAAGCCUGAACAUUACUCAAUGAAGGUUAUGAAAGCAAUGAAGAAGCUCAAGUUCUGGUCAAGAAAGAAGAGGAAACGUAAGCAAGCUUGCCCAUCUCAGCCUCACCAUUGCUCUUAUGAGUACUCUUCCGCGGCAGCAGCAGCGGUGUUGGUUGAGCCCACAGCGCCUCCUCUUCCUUUAUGGUUCGAUGAGAGCCAGAGUCUUUGUCAGCCAGAGACAUCAGCAUUUCCUUGGCAUACUCCUCACCAACAAGUAGAAACCAUCGUUGAAGCAACCCCGUUAUUGUUGUCUCAAGUGUCCGAUCUUCAUAUCUACCAGUCUUAUCAACAGUACAUGGUGCCGAAUCCAACUAGUGACGUCCCCGUUGUAGAACCAGCUACGGCUAAGAGAUCAGUGGGAAUAUUCGGUUGUGUUAUCGAGUUAAGUUCGAGUCUAGUUCGUUGUUUCAUACCGUGAUUGAGCAAUUAUGAAACCGAUUGCGAGAAUAAUUCAACAUCUUUGACAUGUUCCAUGUAUCAUCUUUGCAUCUUCUCAAUGACAUCAUCAUCAAGUUAUGGUCAUAAUUUUCUAGAAA
Arabidopsis lyrata subsp. lyrata is the source of this 649-nucleotide messenger RNA. RefSeq lists its product as uncharacterized. Bases 94 to 531 code for a protein of 145 amino acids. NCBI's taxonomy places the organism in Eukaryota, Viridiplantae, Streptophyta, Magnoliopsida, Brassicales, Brassicaceae. The transcript has a single exon. The record is from RefSeq and is a predicted model, not a curated record.